Messenger RNA from Ochotona princeps (American pika), 1554 nucleotides. RefSeq names its product PAK1 interacting protein 1 (gene PAK1IP1). NCBI's taxonomy places the organism in Eukaryota, Metazoa, Chordata, Mammalia, Lagomorpha, Ochotonidae. The record is from RefSeq and is a predicted model, not a curated record. The coding region runs from base 83 to 1261 and encodes 392 amino acids. The transcript is spliced from 10 exons. Gene Ontology annotation, molecular function: protein binding.
GGGUCCAUUGCUGACCUCUACAGAGGCCAGCCUUGGCGGCGCGGGCUCUCCUCCCUGUGCAGGGUCCACGGAGCGCGCUUGCAUGGAGCUGGUGGCGGGCUGCUACGAGCAGGUGCUGUUCGGGUUCACCGUAAGCCCGGAGGGGGAGGCGAGCGGCGGCCGCGAGAAAUGGACCGCGGUGGCUCACUUCACCCACCACGCCCACACCGCCUCCCUGUCGGCUGUGGCCGUCAACAGUCGCUUCGUGGUCACUGGGAGCAAAGAUGAAACAAUCCACAUUUACGACAUGAAGAAGAAGAUUGAGCACGGGGCCCUGGUGCACCACAGUGGAACAAUUACUUGCCUGAAAUUCCAUGGCAACAGGCACCUAAUCAGUGGAGCGGAGGACGGACUCAUCUGUGUGUGGGAUGUGAAGAAAUGGGAGUGCCUCAAGUCGAUUAAGGCUCACAAAGGACACGUGACCUUCCUCUCUGUCCACCCCUCUGGCAAGUUGGCCCUGUCUGUGGGUACUGAUAAGACUCUAAGAACAUGGAAUCUUGUGGAGGGACGAUCAGCAUUCAUAAAAAAUAUAAAACAAAAUGCUCACAUAGUGGAGUGGUCACCCAAGGGAGAGAAAUACAUAGUUGUCACGCUGAAUAAAAUAGACGUCUAUCGGCUUGACACUGCGUCCGUCAGCGGGACCGUCACGAACGAGAAGAGAGUUGCUGCUGUUCGGUUUCUCUCAGAGUCUGUCCUCGCAGUGGCUGGAGACGAAGAAGCUGUCCGGUUUUUUGACUGCGAUUCACUAACAUGCCUCUGUAAAUUUAAAGCUCAUGAAAAAAGGGUAAAAGACAUGUCCAGUUUUCAGACUCCAGAGCACCAUGUCCUUGUGACUGCGUCGAGUGAUGGCUUCAUCAAAAUGUGGAGGCUGCAGCAGGAGAAGAAAGCACCGCCAUCUUUGCUCUGUGAGGUGGACACCGGGGCCAGGCUGACGUGCCUCGGGGUGUGGCUGGACACAGCAGCGGACCCCAAGGAAAGCCUUCCUGCAGGGACCGAGCCCGCUGCUGUAGAUAAAGAACAGUCCAAGAUGAUCCAGAAGGAACCUGCCACGGCAGUGCAGGAAGAAGCAGUGCAGGCAAAGCCUAAAACAAAGACAGGUGGUUCAGCAGGGAGCCACGAGAAGCCAGCAGCGGGAGACAGCCUGGCGGCAAGCAAGAGGAAAGCGGCGGGAACGCCGGGGAGGAAGAAGAGGAAGAAGCAGAAAACAGACGUGACGGCGUGAGUCCCAGGCUUCCCUUCUCAAGAGAACUGGUUUUUAGGUGAAUCAUUCUUUUCAAAUAUUUAAGGUGGCUUUUGUUUGUUUUUUUUUCCUACUGAAAGCAAGGGAUUUCCCAUGGAGAAAUUGUACCUUGGUAUUUUUUCUAACAAUGGUAAAAUUAUUUUAGGCAGACAACACUUUAUUAUAUAUCAUGGUUGUGUGUGUUAAUGUGUAACAUACAAAGUAAACUAUACAUACUUGAUAUGUAUGAAAGUAAAGACUUUUUUGUCAAAAUAUUAUAGUUUAAUAAUUAAAAA